CGAUGACUUUUUUUCCUUUUUUUAAGCAUGUAUUGUACUGAGCAAUAGCCCGGGAGGAGGGUAUGAUGAUAUUUAUAAAUGAUUAGAACAUCCUUUAACCCAGAGAGUUGGAAUGGAAAGUAGUUCUUUCCAGUCGUCUAUAUUCUAAUCGUUCACUCAUUUUUUGAGUUGUGAGUGAGAAAAAGUAAAAGGUGGGAGAGAGAAGGUAAAGGUUUCGCUAUUUUUAUACGGGAUAAAUAUUUUGUGCUGCUCAAUGGUUGUAUAAAUACAACAAGGUUGAUGCGAUGCGUUGAUACUUUUGAUCGAGAUCAGGGAGGAUGGUCUUUUUUGUGUUCCUUUGUUUGUUGUACCUGUGUUUCCCAUCUGACUUCCACACUCCUCAUUUCAUUCCUUGAGCGUCACUUUUGUUGUUUCUACGACAAAGAAAGAAAGAAAAAAAAAUGGAGACAAUUGGCAGUGGUGGCGAUGUUGAUGAUGAUGAUGAUGAUGAUGAUAAUGAUGAUAAUGAUGAUGAUGAUGGAUGUGGGAGGGAUAUGAGUAUCUGGGAUUUUUGUUGAUAUGGGGGUUGUGUAUGGCUAGGUAGCUGGCUUCGAAAGAGCACGAAGACAAGACUUUAACAUGCAGACAAACAGACGAAUAGAAGGAGACCAAGGAAAAGGACUGGAUCUUUCUUUGUCUUUUUCCUUUUCCUUUUCCUUUUCCUUGCUUCCUGUCCUCUUGCCUUCCUACCUUCCUGCC
This is a messenger RNA of Lobosporangium transversale, 738 nucleotides long. RefSeq lists its product as hypothetical. The transcript has a single exon. NCBI's taxonomy places the organism in Eukaryota, Fungi, Mortierellomycota, Mortierellomycetes, Mortierellales, Mortierellaceae. The record is from RefSeq and is a predicted model, not a curated record. Bases 280 to 537 code for a protein of 85 amino acids.